UGUUCGACAAGUGACACGAGUGUGCUUCUAACGUUCUAUUUCUGCGUUAAAUUUAAAUGAAUUUUUAAUUUUCACGAUUAAUUCGACUAUUUUUGAAUUUUCGUGGAAAUGGAAUUUAAAUGUCGCGCUCGAUGUAAGUUCAGGUGAUUUCGCGCGACACGAAAAGGCGGGAAACGUGUGUGACGCACAUUUUGUGAAUCAGCUGUUUCUUGUUGUUUUAAUUCUUCACGUGAUCGUGAAUUUAUGGUUGUGAUUUAUAUAAUUUGCGCAGUGAUCGUAUUCAUUUACAGAGGAGCCAAAUUAAAGAUCGAAGAGUGGCUUAAAGAAACAAGAAUGAGUAGAUUGUCAUUAAAAAGGCGUAAUUCGACGCAUGAAUGUUCGCCUGGAACAAGUACCGGUGAAGUACCCACUGAUAAAAACAAUGAUUUACCAAUUUAUGAAUUAGUAGAAACUGACUCUUCAAUAUCUUCAGAAUCAUUAAUAUCUGACAUAAGCUAUGACGAAGAAACAAUGCCCAAGUUUGAAAAAUACACACAUUGCAUAAAAUCAGAUGAAGAUAUUGAUCCAUAUGAUACAAAUGUAAAGCACAAGACCACAGAGCCUUAUUGGAAAAUAAAGGAAGCUUUAAAUUAUCUCAAAAAUAAGUAUAAUUGCAGUGAUUCUGAUUCUUCUAGUGAUUUUGAAUCGACGGAGUCUCAUGAAAGAAAAAAGCAAAAAAAUAAUGCUGAAACUGUAGAAACUGAAAUUAAAGUAGAGGCAAACAGAAAAGUAGAAGAAACUGUGGCUCAAGUGGCAAUAGAGCACAAACAACUGAUAGCUGGGAUAAAUGUGAGGCUUCCUGUGAAACCUUAUUCAAGUCAGGUUGCUGUAAUGCACAAGGUCAUACAAGGCUGUAUGAAAGAGGAGAAUUGUCUUUUGGAGAGUCCAACAGGAAGUGGAAAGACUUUGGCUCUUCUUUGUGGUGCCCUAGCAUGGCAUGAUCAUCAUGUUGGUGAGGUGCAGAGAGAGAGAGAGAGAGAGAGAGAGAGAGAGAGAGAGAGACGCAGAGGGCAAAUGCUUUAAAGGGCCGCAUAGAGGGAAAAGGUAAAUUUUUGCGGGGUUUCAACUGGUGGCUCGUGAAAUUUUAAUGGCUCCGCCCGGUAGAUGAUAUCCAAUCUUAAAACGAAUCCCAUUUUAGUCUUCUCUCAAAGUUAAAUCUCUAAUUCUAAGUUAAUAUCGCUCGUCUUUAUUGCAUCAUUGAUUCAAAUAACGAGUUUCAAAUUC
Molecule: messenger RNA, 1263 nt
Organism: Frieseomelitta varia
Lineage: Eukaryota; Metazoa; Arthropoda; Insecta; Hymenoptera; Apidae
Exons: 5
Coding region: 244-1062 (272 amino acids)
Biological process (GO): double-strand break repair involved in meiotic recombination; nucleotide-excision repair
Cellular component (GO): nucleus
Molecular function (GO): ATP binding; DNA helicase activity
Source: RefSeq, a predicted model, not a curated record